UUAUGUAAGUGUUAUAGUUAGAGUAAUUAUCUUAUAAUGUUAAAUUGUUUUUAUUUCUUAUUAUGUUUAUUGAUUUUCCUCUCAAUUUCAUUAUUAGAAACAAGACAAAAUAAAUCUUCUGAAAUCAAAAUAAUUAAAAAAAUUCUUAGAAAUGUCUAUUGGAAUAGUUUUAAUGAGGUGGAAUAUGUUAAAUAUUGUAAUAAAUAUUAUUACCUAAUAGAUAUGUUUGGAAACAGUAAACUAAAGGUAAAAAAUGUGGAUAAACGUAUACGAAUCGCAACGAUAUUUCUUGAUUGUGCUACUGCAAAUUUUUUAUAUACUAUUCUCAAUUUUAUUGAAUAUUUCAGAAAUCAAUGUGUAAAUAUUUUGAAACAAGAUUCAAGUAAAGUACACGCUUGCGUUCUUGAUUUAUUAAACAUUUUACCUUUCGUUAAGCGUAUGUUAUCAAUAAUGAAUAGUGCUAUAGAUUAUCUAGAGAGUUUUAUUAGUUUACAAUGGAUAGAGAAUAUAAAGUAUAAUUGUAAUUUAAAAUAUGUAAUUGACUUUAUAGAAGCUUUUUACAAGUCAAAAGAUAAUUUAAAUAUCAGUUUGUGUACACACGAUAACUUUAGUAGCAAUAAAUUAGUAGCUCUUGUGAAUUUUCAUAAUAAUGUAAAAGGAAUUUUAGAUUUUAAUGCUGAAAAGUAUUGCAGUUUGAAAUUGGAUAAUCCGUAUGUAGAAUGGAACAAAUGGAUUAAUAAAUAUAAUUGUGGUAAUCCUAAAACAAAUUCUGAUUUACCUAAACAUCUCAGUAAACAAAUAUAUGAAAAAAUAGAAAAUUUUAUUCUGGAAAAAUAUUUGAAAUUUGGAUUUCAAUAUGACUCUGAAACUGGCAAAACAUAUUUAUCAGAAACACGUGACAAAGUUGAAAAUGAAGAAAAUUUUCAACCAGUGAUACUUGAAAGUAUGGAAAAAGUGUAUAAUGAAAAUUAUUGUCCAAUUCUUAACGAGAGUAUGAAAGAAGGUAUAUAUCAAAACAAAUUUCAUAUACACCUACAAGACUUUCGAAAUACUGAUACAAAAUAUAUUGAAAAUGAAGAAAAUUUUCAACCAGUGAUACUUGAAAGUAUGGAAAGAGUUGAAAAUGAAGAAAAUUUUCAACCAGUGAUACUUGAAAGUAUGGAAAAAGUGAAUAAUGAAAAUUAUUGUCCAAUUCUUAACGAGAAUAUGAAAGAAGGAUCAAACACGAAAUCCAACGCUGAAGAUUCUGAAAAAUGUACACUAAUCAGAUAUCCUGAUCAUUUACGUCCAUUUAAUAGAUACCUUCAUUAAUUGUUCCUUGUAUAUAUACUAAAAAUUCACAACUUCAAUUUCGAUAGAACAUAUUCAAAAUAAUUACCAAAAAUCUCUCAGUGGACCUAAUAUUAUCAACGAUACGUCAAAAGAUUAUAAAUCAAAAUAUUGAAGACAUUAUCCUCAAAAAUUAAAAAUUUUUCCCUCGUUCCCCGUAAAUAGUGAAAAUUACUCAAAAAAUUACGAUUUUUAAAAUUGAUUUUAAAAAUCAACUUUUUUUUUUCUAAAAAUUGUAAUAAAAUUUUAUAAAAUUAACGAAUUAAAAUAAUUUUUUAUAUUGAAAUUUUAGGUAUUUCCCUUUCAUUUAAUAUAAAUUUUAUUAUAAUCUGACCCUAUACCGACCCAUAGAGGGGAUUCAUAAUAGCAACUUUUCCAACUUAAAUUUUGAAAAUGUUCCGGAAAUACUGCGUUCUUGAAACAUAUGUUAAAUUAAAGCUUAUGUUACGUACUAUAAAUUAAAAAAGCCCCGACGACUUGUGUUCUACGUGCAAAUUACUGCCAAAGUAAAAAAAAACAUAAUAUUAUUUUUGUGUUCAAAUUUUUUUUUAUUUUGUUUAUUUUAAAAUACUUUACAAGGGUUUGGCGUAGUAAUGAUUUCACCAAUUUGUAUAAUGUUCACAUGAAUCUAACUAACAUUAAAUAUAAAUUUAUACUUAUUUUGAUUAUUUUGUCUCCUCAAAGUUAAGAAAAGUCAUUUUGAAUUUUGAUUUGUUUAAAUAGUUUAUUUUUAUUUUAGUUGACACAUAAUAUACGAUGGCUACGUCGUAAAUUUUACAGUUAUAUGUUCGAUGUAUGACAUUUGAACCUCGCUAGUCGAUAUAUCUUUUUUUGCAUUUUUUCUUAAUUCUUUUUUGAGGUGAAAAAAAAAUUCUAAGUUUGUUUAAUUUUUAUCUUAUUUAAAUUGAAUAACUUUAAUAAAUAUUAAGGAUCU
Molecule: messenger RNA, 2263 nt
Organism: Daktulosphaira vitifoliae (grape phylloxera)
Lineage: Eukaryota; Metazoa; Arthropoda; Insecta; Hemiptera; Phylloxeridae
Exons: 8
Coding region: 37-1311 (424 amino acids)
Source: RefSeq, a predicted model, not a curated record